AUGCCUGAACUCAUAACAAUUGGAAAUAAUAUAGAAAUCGAUUUCACAAAAAAUCCAAUGAGUAUCGGAUGUUUAAAUCAUUCAAUCUAUGAAUGGAUUAAUCUUCUAUCGAAAUUUUUUGUUCUACUUGUUGUCGGCAUCUUAACAAUUGUUCUUCCAUUGCAACAACAAAAUCUUAGUGAUCGUGAAAAUGAACAUUCUAAGACAAUAGCUUUGAAUAGCCGUUUACAAGAUAUUGCAUUAAUACAUGAUCAACAAAAACAACAACAAGCUGUAUUAAAUACAUAUGAACAAGAUUUAUGUAAUCUUACUCUUCAAUAUAGUUCUAUAUAUAAUUCUAAUGAUACAAAUGAUGAUGGCACAUGA
Rotaria socialis is the source of this 366-nucleotide messenger RNA. The record is from the annotation of a GenBank genome assembly. NCBI's taxonomy places the organism in Eukaryota, Metazoa, Rotifera, Eurotatoria, Philodinida, Philodinidae.